Saccharomyces paradoxus is the source of this 1704-nucleotide messenger RNA. RefSeq names its product tRNA (uracil) methyltransferase (gene TRM44). Gene Ontology annotation, biological process: tRNA methylation. The transcript has a single exon. Lineage: Eukaryota; Fungi; Ascomycota; Saccharomycetes; Saccharomycetales; Saccharomycetaceae. The record is from RefSeq and is a predicted model, not a curated record. Gene Ontology annotation, molecular function: tRNA (uridine) methyltransferase activity. Bases 1 to 1704 code for a protein of 567 amino acids.
AUGACUGGCGACGGUAGUGCACAUAAUUCGAAAAACAAUCAAAAUCAACACAAAGAUCGCUUCAAGUUUAUUGUGAAUGAUAAAAGUAUUCUAGGACCUCAAUGGCUAAGCCUUUACCAAACGGAUGGUAAAGUGACAUUUGCGAAGUCCCACUUCGAGCAAGCAAUGAUGAAUGUCAUUAGAGAACCAAAUAUUAACUCUACUGUUAUAUUAAGAGCGGAUAUUUUGAAAGAGAUCAAUCAUGCUUCAGAGGCUGAGCCUGAGCCAAAAUUUGACGAGUCCGUAUUGAAAAAGUUUGAAAUUGAUAAUAGCAAUGAUGGUGGUGAGGAAGAUGUCAAGAAGAUAAACAUUGAAGAUUUAAAUAUAAGGUCGUGUGAAACCACCGGGAAUUUGAAACUGUUGCCCGUUCAUGAAUUUGUGAGGAGGAUCAUUCCAAGGAAUUUUUACAAAGAUGCUAUCAUAAACCAAACGUGUUUAAUCCUAAAUAGCAAAGACCCUAAUUUUCAGGAAACCUCAUUGAUUAUAUAUACGCCACACAUUAACUCUGAGAGGGAUUGUCCGUUUUAUAUUCCAAGAACGCAAAGUGUAGGCAUUCUAUUACACCAGUCAGUUCUUUCUGUACAUUACAUUCCCUUUCCCGAGGACAAAACUGCCUUUACAGAUGAAUCCGAGCGUGUUGUAAGAACUGCAUAUAGGUUAUUGCAAACUGCUAACAAACACUCAAAAGGUGUCAUGCAGGGUUAUGAAAAGAGGGUCAACCACGAUCAAGUGGUAAAUAAAGUCAAUUUCCAAAACACAUAUAUUGUUUUGAAGAAAAAAUACUCCAAAUUCUUGGUGGAAAACUGGGCGGAAUCGACUGACCCAAAAAAACACGUGUUUGAGGACAUAGCUAUUGCUGCUUUUUUGAUUGAACUAUGGAUUAAGGUGUAUGGUCCAGACUUCCGUUCAAAAAUGCAAUUUAGAGAUUUGGGAUGCGGCAACGGUGCUCUUUGUUACAUUUUGUUGAGUGAAAGUAUAAAAGGACUCGGUAUAGAUGCAAGGAAACGUAAAUCCUGGUCUAUCUACCCGCCCGAAGUGCAAUCAUCGUUAAAGGAACAAGUUAUAAUACCUUCUAUUCUUUUAAGGCCUCAUCCUGCUUUGAAAAGACAAGUACCUCAUUUAGAACAUAACGGGAGAUUUUUCCCAGUCAAAGUGACGCACGAAGUGAUUGCCCCCGCAACCGUCGUAUAUUCAAGCGAAGACUUACUGAAAUCCCCACAGGUCAAUACAGCAGAGUUCCCACUAGAUACUUUUAUUAUAGGUAAUCACUCAGAUGAGUUGACUUGCUGGAUCCCAUUAUUGGGUCAUCCGUAUAUGGUUAUACCUUGUUGCUCCCAUAAUUUCUCUGGUCAAAGAGUCCGUUUUAACGUAAGGAAACGUUCAUCUGGAUCAAAUGAAAUCAAAAACCAAAAUAACAGCAAAAGCACCUAUUCUGGUUUAGUUGAUCACGUUGAAUAUAUUUCGUCUCGAGUAGGCUGGAAAGUAGAAAAAGAGAUGUUGAGGAUACCAAGCACAAGAAAUGCCGCCAUUAUAGGUGUAGAAAAUGGAACAUUGAAGCAUUUCCCAACACAAGCGGUUUAUGAUAUGAUUUGGGAAGAUGGUGGAGCUGAGGGGUGGAUUCAGAACACAAUGACCUUAUUGAAGAGAAAUCCAAGAAACCAUUAG